This is a messenger RNA of Procambarus clarkii (red swamp crayfish), 1400 nucleotides long. RefSeq names its product thioredoxin-like protein Dim1 (gene Dim1). The record is from RefSeq and is a predicted model, not a curated record. Gene Ontology annotation, cellular component: U5 snRNP; U4/U6 x U5 tri-snRNP complex; spliceosomal complex. Lineage: Eukaryota; Metazoa; Arthropoda; Malacostraca; Decapoda; Cambaridae. Gene Ontology annotation, biological process: mRNA splicing, via spliceosome.
AAGAAAUUAGCGAUCAUCCGACGCCAUCAUCACAACAUCCGUCCCUCACCGCUCAGUAGCAAGUCUCAGAGAAACGACAACAAACAACAUUCAAACUUUUCCUAACCUUCAAACGUUGAUCCAUUACUGUGACUCCCAACAUCACCACUCGUGCAAUCAUCGGGAGGGAAAACAUUCAAGCACACUGCACAUAUAAAGAAGAGAGGAGCUGAAAGUUUUUUUGAGAUUACCUUGUGCUCUCCCUGCUAAGUCAAGAUGUCGUACAUGCUUCAGCAUCUACACAAUGGGUGGCAAGUGGACCAGGCAAUACUCAGCGAGGAGGACAGAGCAGUGGUACACAAGAUGCUGUACCUCCAGGUCUCGCAACCAGAAUCAUUUCAUUUCAGCUCUAACCCAGCUCUUUACAGUGAUCCGCUUUGGCCACGAUUGGGAUCCAACCUGCAUGAAGAUGGAUGAAGUUCUAUACAACAUUGCUGAAAAAGUGAAAAAUUUUGCAGUGAUAUACUUGGUUGAUAUUACCAAGGUGCCAGAUUUUAAUAAGAUGUAUGAACUGUAUGACCCCUGCACAUGCAUGUUUUUCUUCAGGAACAAGCAUAUUAUGAUUGAUCUUGGCACUGGUAAUAACAACAAGAUCAACUGGGCUUUGGAGGACAAGCAGGAAAUGAUUGACAUUGUGGAGACAGUGUACCGUGGAGCACGAAAAGGAAGAGGUUUAGUAGUGUCGCCAAAAGAUUAUUCUACUAAAUACAGAUAUUAAAAUACUUCUACUGUACUUGUAAGUUUUGUUUCAUAUCUACAACUGUGUAAUUCUUACCUUUACAAUGAAAAUGAACUAGAAUAGGCUUUGCCAAGAUAAUUCUGAUUCAAAAGAUGGUCGGCACCAUUUACUUGGUGUUAUACAGGGUUGGUUAAAAGGAUAAUCACACUAGUAGUGGGAGGUCUCUCCAGCUGAGCUCCUGUAGUCUUUAAUGAACUGUGAGGCUUUUAUUUAUUUACUUUGGACCUACUCCAUUUCAGUUUAAUGCGUUCACCAGAGUACCCUCAAUUAUUACCAACUGUGGAAGUCGCCUGAUCAGUCUUAGUGUCCCUAGUGAGUAUUAGUCAUUAAGGCAUGGUACAUCACCUAUCUUCGGAGCCAUAUCACCUUAACCUCAUUGUAGGUCGACCAGAUGCUGUCAUUAGGUGUACACACUUUCUCUGGUCACUGUUGGCUCACUCCUUAAAGUAUUAAGCUGACUUCCUUUGAUGUCACUCAAUGGUCCCACUUGUAGUUCUAAUAUACUGUAGUAAUAUUAUGGAUGUGCCCCUAAAGAUUUAUCGCCAGUAUACUUUGUAGUAGAAGCAAAGAAAAAAGUGUGUAAAACAUCAUAAUUUUCUAAAAUAAACAUUAACAUGCAUCA